AUGAAGAAGCAAGACAACGAUGCUCUGUGGGGGGAACCCAGAAAGAUCCAGAGGGAAAAGUUGGUAAAGAAAACUCAGAUUGAGCAGACCAACAAACAAACCUUUUCAGAGCACAGAAGUCUGAAGGUCCUUACGGCAUCGAAUCAGAGUGGAGUGCAGCUGAACAGGCCAAAGUCCUCCUCUACCUCCCAACCCCAGAACUCCUUUCCAGGCUCUGUUCUGCCUCCACUGACUAUCGGAGGCUCUUCCAGGGAUACAGGUGUGAGAGAGCCACCGAUCAAGGGGCUCAAUGCGAUUGGUCUCGGAGAAGACGUUGUCAGAAUCAAAGAGAAACAGGUUUCUAGGGAUGCCAAGAGGGAACAGUCAGCCACCACUCUAGUUAAGACCACCACAAAGUUUCCAGACAUUUACCCACACAAGAAUCAGAGUGGAGUGCAGCUGAACAGGCCAAAGUCCUCCUCUACCUCCCAACCCCAGAACUCCUUUCCAGGCUCUGUUCUGCCUCAACUGACUAUCGGAGGCUCUUCCAGGGAUACAGGUGUGAGAGAGCCACCGAUCAAGGGGCUCAAUGCGAUUGGUCUCGGAGAAGACGUUGUCAGAAUCAAAGAGAAACAGGUUUCUAGGGAUGCCAAGAGGGAUCAGUCAGCCACCACUCUACUCAAGACUACCACAAAGUUGCCAGACAUUUACCCACACAAGAAUCAGAGUAAAGUGCAGCUGAGGGAACAGUCAGCCACCACUCUAGUUAAGACCACCACAAAGUUGCCAGACAUUUACCCACACAAGACUGGUUUGCCUACCGUUGGUACUGACCCAUCUGAAAAUGAGAAAACUCAAGGCAGAAUAGAGAAAUUGAGCAAGAGAGAGACAGAGGCAUUGAGGAGAGAAACAAAGAGGAGGGAGAGAGAGGAAGAAGAGAGGAGGAAGAAAAUGACUACUAGAAGUAAAAUUGCAGAAAUUGAGUCAAAAAUUGAAGAAGCUAACAGAAUUUCAAUGGAAAUUGCAAAAAAUCUAAACUUUGAAUGUGAUGCCCUAAAAAUGUUAGAGAAGGAAUGUAAAACAUCUGAAAAGCAAGAGAUGGAACAGAACAAAAGAGAACAAAAGGGAAGAGAAGAAGAGGAGAAGAGCUCUUCAAACUCCAGUCUGGCCUCCUCUAUAAGCUCCACUCCAGUCUCCACUUACAACCUCCUCUGCAAGCUCCACUUCAGCCUCAACAGAAAAUUCCGCUCCUACCUAGUACGCCACCAGUCUGGCUCCAAUCCGGUAGUUUACAAGUCUGCUCCUAUCCAGUUGGCCUCCACUCCGCUUCUGUCCAGUGGUCCACGAGUCUGGUUCCUAUCCAGUGGCCUACCAGUCUGCUCCUAUUUAGUGUGCCACCAGUCCAGCUCCUAUCCAGUGGGCCACCAGUCCGGCUCCUAUCCAGUAGGCCACCAGUCCAGCUCCUAUCCAGUAGGCCACCAGUCCAGCUCCUAUCCAGUAGGCCACCAGUCCAGCUCCUAUCCAGUGGGCCACCAGUCCAGCUCCUAUCCAGUAGGCCACCAAUCCAGCUCCUAUCCAGUAGGCCACCAAUCCAGCUCCUAUCCAGUAGGCCACCAGUCCAGCUCCUAUCCAGUAGGCCACCAGUCCAGCUCCUAUCCAGUAGGCCACCAGUCCAGCUCCUAUCCAGUAGGCCACCAGUCCAGCUCCUAUCUAGUACGCCACCUCUCCAGCUCAAAUCCAGUAGCCUACAAGUCCGCUCCUACCCAUUCCGGCUUCUAUCCAGUGGGCCGCCAGUCCGGCUUCUAUCCAGUGGGCCGCCAGUCCGGCUUCUAUCCAGUGGGCCGCCUGUCCGACUUCUAUCCAUCCAGCUCCUUUCCGGUGGGCCACCAGUCCAGCUCCUUUCCGGUGGGCCACCAGUCCAGCUCCUUUCCGGUGGGCCUCCAGUCCUGCUCCUUUCCGGUGGGCCUCCAGUCCUGCUCCUUUCCGGUGGGCCUCCAGUCCUGCUCCUAUCCUGUGGGCCACCAGUCCAGCUCCUAUCCAGUGGGCCACCAGUCCAACUCCUAUCCCGUGGGCCACCAGUCCAGCUCCUAUCCAGUGGGCCACCAGUCCAGCUCCUAUCCAGUGGGCCACCAGUCCGGCACGGCUCCCAAGAGGCCCUUUCAACUAAAAUGUAAAAGCUAA
Esox lucius (northern pike) is the source of this 2160-nucleotide messenger RNA. RefSeq lists its product as uncharacterized. The transcript is spliced from 9 exons. The record is from RefSeq and is a predicted model, not a curated record. NCBI's taxonomy places the organism in Eukaryota, Metazoa, Chordata, Actinopteri, Esociformes, Esocidae. Bases 1 to 2160 code for a protein of 719 amino acids.